CAAUUCAUUCAUACAUGGAAUUUGUUUAUCAAUCAAGAUAACGCAGUGCUAAUAUCGAAGAGAAUAAUUCACCAGUUAAUUUCUUCAUUUGUUUUCAACACAAGUUGCAGAUUCAACGCGGACAUUUUAUUCCCAAAUUAAAUUGAGGAUGAAAAAUAACCAGUCAGCUCGUAUCGAGCGUGAGAGUGACUAAACCGGAGAAUUGGCACAGUUAACGUUUUCCCUUUCGUUCAGUCACUGACGUACCAAUCCCCCGAGCAACCGCGGGAAAAUCCGUAUAAAUAUCCUCCACCGUUAUAAUCAAUCCCCACCAGUAAUCUCCCACCCAAAAACUCCCGCCUCAAUAACCCAAAACCCCAACAAUCCCUUAAUCCCUCCAUCACCCCCAGCUCUUCAAAUUCAAAUAACUCCAGACACGCCGCAUCGAGCACCCAAAAUUACCCCGCACAUGGCACCUACAAUCUACCGAUAAACAGCUUACCAGAAAAUCUCUCUAAACCAUCCUCAUUUUUAUUACGUAAUCCGAGCAAACAGUAAAACGCAGAACCGCGAAUCGCCGAGAAAUUCCACAUUAGUGCACCCUAUCUCCAGAGAUCCUCUGCCGGUUCCAUUUCUCGGUGGCAAAAAUCAGAUUCCUACCCGUGGAAAAACCCUAUUAAGCCCCUCCCGAGGUAACAAUUUCAGACAUAAACAUUCACCGUGAAAAUGAAAAUAUCCAGUGCAUAAACAAAGAAAAAAUGGGGAAAAAAAUGAUAAAUUAAAUGGUGCGUCUGCGCACAGUGUUGAAAUCUUUUUCCGGCAAGUGUAUUAAUUCAGUGGAUAAAAUAGGUGUCGUCCCCGUGGCGUGAGUGGUGGAUACGUCCCUGGGAUCCCGUUUGGUUGCAUUUUCUGUCAGAAGUGUGUGUGCCAGGCCGAGAUAGGCCCCCGGGGGAUAAAAAAUAUUGGCAAUAGUGAUAAAUCGAGAGCCUCGACAAAAAUUCAAUCCUCACAACACCACAUAACGAUGGAUUUUCGUUAAUCUGAGGGAGUGCAUCUGUGGUAAUUAAUGAAUUAAAACGGAUAAUUGGUGAUAUAGCGGUGUGUUAGUGAAUCCCUCGAGUACAUUGGGACGCUCGCUUGACUAAGGGAGUGCCCGCCCGUUCCCCCUGAUGCAAAGUGUAAGUGAAGUGGCCUACAGACCUACAUUUGUCUAACGCACCAAUUUUUUUCACCAACCACAACUGUGUUAUUUACCACUACCUCGAGAAGUAAAACAACACACUUUGUAAACACACAAUCGAGGACAUUUAAUGAGUAAUCAUUGACCAUUCCAUCAUUGAGUGGAUUUGAGUGUCGGUUCGUUCACAGUCACUCUCAUUUUUUUUUUUCAUUUCCUUUUCUUCUCGUUAAUUUAAUGAGAGACGAGAGGAGCAACAGUAGUGGAGGACAAAGUGGUUUUUUACCCUAAAAUAUAAUGGGGAGAAGACAUUAGUGUUAUGGGGAGAGUAAAGUAAGGUAUCGGUGGAAUUCCAUUUGUCCAAUUGAUCGAGGUUGUUUUUCUGUUUUUUUUUUUUGGGUUUUUUUUUAUGCACGGGGGGGAAUUCGAGACGUGCCCGGAGGUGAGGUGAUCCUCAGUGUGACGGUACCGGCGUGGGCUCUCCUCCGUUUUCUGUUGAAACGGGCCUCGAGGAUUGAACAGAGAGGGAAAGUAACGAGUUGAAUUAUAUAUGUAACAGUUAAAUGUGUGUGUGGGUAUUGAAGAUAAAGGGAACAUACGUUGGCAGUGAUUUUCACUGAUAAUUGGAUAAGACAAGUGUGGGUGGAUUUUUGGGGCGAUGCACGAGGAUCGAAUGGAAAAUCCGGUUGGCGAUGUGAAUGGGACCAUGGAGGCGACGCCGACGGGCACGAGCCUGGCCGAAUCAUCGACAUCACCUCAGAUGAGUGAUGGUGGGGUUAACAACGUGGUACUGACGUCUAGUCAUCAGGCUGGGACUGAUGCGAGACUGGCGCUUGUUGUCGAUGUACACAGUGAGACAGGGGGUGGCAAUUGCGGUACUUCGGGUGGUGGAAUUGAAACGAGUGGUAAUUAUCAAAGUGGCAGUAGUAACAACAGUAGUAAUGCCAAUAGUACCAAUGGCAAUGCCACAUGUACAACUGGUGGUGGUAAUGGCGCUGGCGCUACCAAUAGCAAUACCAAUCAGAAUGUCGCUAGUUCUGGACAAGUACCUGGUAAUGUUUGUCAUCCGGGUAUUGGACAAGUUGGUAUUGUCACUGGUUCUGUACCUGGUACAUCGGAAUUUCCAGAUACCAAGGAUGUUAUCGAGGAAUUGUGCCCAGUUUGUGGUGAUAAAGUAUCGGGUUAUCAUUAUGGCCUUCUUACCUGCGAAUCCUGCAAGGGUUUCUUCAAACGUACUGUACAGAAUAAAAAGGUUUACACGUGUGUUGCUGAGAGAUCAUGUCAUAUUGAUAAAACACAGAGGAAGAGAUGUCCAUUCUGCAGGUUCCAGAAGUGCCUGGAGGUCGGCAUGAAGCUAGAAGCUGUACGUGCAGACAGGAUGAGAGGGGGUAGAAACAAGUUUGGCCCAAUGUACAAGAGAGACAGAGCGAGAAAAUUGCAGAUCCUACGACAACGUCAACUGGCACUACAAACGAUACGCGGUAGUCUAGGUGAUCCAACGAGUUACUCAUCCGGAGUAACACCAUUCCUACACAUUAAACAGGAAAUACAGAUACCUCAGGUCUCGAGUCUAACGUCAUCCCCCGAUUCGAGUCCAUCACCAGCAGCUGUUGCUGCUGGCUUAGUAACAACUCAACCCGGUGGUAAUAACAACAACAAUAAUAAUGGAGCUGGUAAUGCUGGACAACAUCAGCUCAUAGCACCCUCAUCACAGCCAACAUUGACUGGUGGCAAUCACAUGUACAAUCCAAAUCAAAGCCUCGAUGGUAAAUUGUGGGCGGCCAAUUCCACUACCUCCAGCCCUAAGGCAUUCAAUUUUGGUGAACAAUCGAGUCAAUCCCAUGGUCAAAAUCCUGGACCAACGCCCUCAACUGCAGCCUUAAAAAUUAGCCCACUCAUAAGGGACUUUGUUCAGUCUGUUGAUGAUCGGGAGUGGCAGGCAUCGCUUUUUGGAUUAUUGCAGAAUCAGACGUACAAUCAGUGUGAAGUUGAUUUGUUCGAACUUAUGUGCAAAGUGCUCGAUCAGAAUCUCUUCUCCCAAGUUGAUUGGGCGAGAAAUUCCGUUUUCUUCAAGGAUCUCAAGGUUGAUGACCAAAUGAAGCUGCUCCAGCACUCGUGGUCGGACAUGCUGGUGCUCGAUCAUCUCCACCAGAGGAUGCACAACAACCUGCCAGACGAGACGACCCUCCACAAUGGCCAAAAGUUUGAUCUCCUUUGUCUCGGCCUACUGGGUGUACCCUCUCUAGCUGACCUAUUCCACGAUCUAUCCCAGAAGCUCCAGGAGCUCAAGUUUGACUUCAAUGACUUCUUCUGCCUCAAGUUCCUCAUGCUGCUCAAUCACGACGUACGAGGACUGGUAAAUAAAAAACACGUCCAGGAGGGCCAUGAGCAGGUCCAACAGGCACUCCUCGACUACUGUCUGACGUGUUAUCCAUCGAUACCGGAUAAAUUCAACAAGCUGCUGGCAGUAUUACCAGAGAUUCACGUAGUGGCAAGCAGGGGUGAGGAUCAUCUUUACCAGAAGCACUGUAAUGGUGGUGCACCAACCCAAACUCUACUAAUGGAGAUGCUUCAUGCUAAGAGAAAAUGAAAUAUAACGUGGAUUCUAUUAUAUCGACGCUUAUUGUGUCUAGUAAGUCCCGGUUAUUGUCCCCAAACUAAAGACAAAUUGUACCUAAAGGGAGUGCCAGCGGGAGCUUAGGUUUCAUUGGACCAAAAACAAGGAAAUUCUAGGAAAAGAACAAAUAAGAGGGGAAAAUGAAGUAAAAUGGCUUUAUCACUCCCUAUCCUUAUUUUCCAAUUUUUCUGGGAAAAAUCGAAAAUUCAUGUGCAAAAAAUUUCAAAAAUUUUCUUGACGAAAAUUGUUUUCAAAUUGAUAUCAUAAGAAUGAUAAAUAGAUUGUAUUUUUCAGUGGAGAAUUGAGAAAUGAAUCAAGUAUAGUUAUAUGUAAAAAAUGAAAAAUGAACACAUGUAUUUAAAUAUAUAAACAUAACAUAUAUUUUCUAUAUUUGAUGUUCAAGUUUUAGAGAUGUAUCUGAGGGGUGGAAAAAAAUGAAAUAAGAAAAUUUAAAGCAGUCAACAAACCCAACCCAACAAGUGAUUAUAAAAAUCUAUAAACCAGAAAAUUAAUAGUGAAACGUACCCCCCUCCACCGAGCACGUAGCCUCAAGAGGUUGGCGGGUCGAUAUUAAAACAAGCGCAGGGAAAAACCGUAAGCGAGAUGCCUUGAAAACAGUACAAAGGGUGGUUAGACGAGGAUGAAAAUAAAAUGAUGAAAAAUAAAGAUGAAAAUUUAUUGGUCAAAGGGCAGGCAACUUUUGUCUAAAUAAGUAAAAUGCUAUUUUUCUAAUAAUCUAGAGGCAAUUAUUUUUAAGUGUACCACUGAAGCCUUGCUCUCACUGACGACUAAGGAAAAAUUCAAAUCACAAUAAUCAAACUUUAUCAUUUGUCUUUCCUUUUGAAAAUCGACAAAUUUUCAAUCCACUCAACAUUAAAAAUCAUUGUUUCUUUAA
Messenger RNA from Fopius arisanus, 4668 nucleotides. It is a transcript of the gene ftz-f1, whose product is annotated as ftz transcription factor 1. The transcript has 6 exons. Gene Ontology annotation, molecular function: RNA polymerase II cis-regulatory region sequence-specific DNA binding; nuclear receptor activity; zinc ion binding. The coding region runs from base 1815 to 3746 and encodes 643 amino acids. Gene Ontology annotation, cellular component: RNA polymerase II transcription regulator complex. NCBI's taxonomy places the organism in Eukaryota, Metazoa, Arthropoda, Insecta, Hymenoptera, Braconidae. Gene Ontology annotation, biological process: tissue development; hormone-mediated signaling pathway; regulation of transcription by RNA polymerase II. The record is from RefSeq and is a predicted model, not a curated record.